AUGGUUUUGGAGAACAUGGAAGGUGAAUCAGGCAGAAAUAUCCUGGGAUUGGAUACAACGAUGGGGACUACAGAUCCCAUCAUUCAGUUGACGAAGCUGGAGCUACAGCAAUUGAUGGAAGAAGCAGGAAGGAAGGCUAUCGUGGCAUACGAACGAAGGACCACCACACCCGUCGAAAGAGGCGGUCCGCGAAGGAAGCUAUUCGAGGAAAGAGAGCCAGAAAAGACACUGGGAACAGGCAGAAAGGAUCAGAACAAACGCCUACCCUCGGAGGUGGGUUCGAGUAGUCGAGAUAAGAGCCAAACUAGGGGACCUGCGAUCUCGCGUGCGGAGGUCGAGAGUGUAUCGAGGCAGAUCGUCAAUCUGGGGAAGCAAAUUGACGAAUUAAAAAAAAGGGGAGAGAUCGUGUCUCAACAUAGAAACUCGCCAUUCUGCAACCAAAUUCUAAUAGAGACCGUACCACCGAACUUCAGGAUGCCAGAUCUCACUAAAUAUGAUGGGACAAAAGAUCCAUUAGAACAUCUAGCAGCAUUUGAUAUGGUGAUGAACCUUUAUGGACAACCAGGCCCAAUUAACGCUAAAUUAUUUGUUACCACUUUGACAGGUAAAGCCCAAGAAUGGUUCGUCACUCUACCUCCGGGGAGCAUCGAGUCACACGAGCAGCUCACGCAAAAAUUUGCUUUCCACUUCGCCAGCAAACGGAAGCAAAAAAGGUCUACUACCCACCUAUUCACUAUCAGACAACAAGACAAUGAAGCACUAAAAAGUUUCAUGGGACAUUUCAACAAUGGGACGUUGGAAGUGCCAGAUUUAAGAAUCGACAUGAUGGUAAGCAUCCUGAUCCAUGGGUUAAAGAAGGGAGCAUUUGCAUCUGCAUUAGCACGCGACCCCCCAUCGGAUAUCGAGCAACUCAUGAACAUGGUCCAGAAGUACAUAGACGAAGAAGAAAUGAAUGCCUUGAAGGAUGGCGAAUGGAGAUCCGAGGAGGGUAGAGGUCGCAGGAUUUAUGAUAAGGAGGAGCGACGAUCGAGGCACGAACGGAACAGAGAACAAUACCAGCGUAAAUACCAGAAAUAUACACCCCUCAACACAACGAGGGCGAAGGCACUGCUUAUGCUAGAAAGAAAAGACGUGCUCAGAUGGCCGAAACCCACAAGGGUAACCCCAGCCAGGAAAAAUUCACAUAAGUAUUGCAGAUUCCACCGGAAACGAGGCCACGAUACCGACGAAUGCUACCAACUUAAAGACGAGAUAGAGCGUCUCAUCCGCCAGGGGUACUUCAGGGAUCUAAUAGCAAGAAAUUAUCAGGAUGGAAGUCGCAAAAGCAGAUCGCGGAGCCGAGAAAGGCGAGCAGGAAAUGGUAUAAGUACAGGGCAUAAUGUUCGCGAAAAUGCCCCUGUUAAGGGUGUUAUUCACUCGAUAGCUGGAGGACCUGACGAAGGGUAUUCAAAGCGAGCAAGGAAGAAGAUCGAACGAAGGAUGGCUAUAAUCACCGAUAGACAAAUCAUGAACGUAUCACCAGAAGUGGACAUUACCUUCGGGGCACAAGACGUGAAAGAAAAGAUGGGAGAUGACAAUGACCCAAUGGUAAUCAAAAUGGACAUCGCCAACUUCACGGUCCAUAAAGUUCUGGUGGACAAUGGGAGCUCGGCGGAUAUUAUCCUCCGAGAAGUAUUGACCAAAAUGGGCCUAGGUGACACCAGACUAGGCCCCGUGAGGUCACCACUGGUCGGCUUUGGAGGAGGCGAAGUGGAUUCAUUGGGAACAAUCGAGUUACCCGUUUCCAUUGGUGACGAACCGAGGAGGAAAACACUAAUGGUAAAAUUUCUCGUGGUUGAAACUCCUUUCGCUUAUAAUGUUAUUUUGGGUAGACCAGGGUUAAACAGUUUCAGGGCCAUUGUAUCUACAUACCACCUGAGGAUGAAGUUUCCCACCCCUGCCGGAAUAGGAGAGGUUGCCUGCGACCAGAAGGAAGCUCGACGAUGCUAUAAUCUCUCCAUGAAGAAAGAGACGGUGGAUAGGAAAAGGAAAUUUGAAGAAUCACUAGCGAACAAGAGCGAAGAGAGAAUAACACCUAUCGAUGAGCACAAAGAGAUCGAGCUAGUUCCAGGGGAUGCGUCGAAAACUACAAAAAUAGGUUCAAAGUUGGAAAGAGAACUCGAAACAAUGAUGAUUACCUUUUUGCGCAGCAACCUUGACAUGUUCGCAUGGAGUCCAUCAGAUUUUAAAGGAAUCAAUCCAGAAAUCAUCGGCUGA
Molecule: messenger RNA, 2256 nt
Organism: Sesamum indicum (sesame)
Lineage: Eukaryota; Viridiplantae; Streptophyta; Magnoliopsida; Lamiales; Pedaliaceae
Source: RefSeq, a predicted model, not a curated record